Molecule: messenger RNA, 1138 nt
Organism: Pygocentrus nattereri (red-bellied piranha)
Lineage: Eukaryota; Metazoa; Chordata; Actinopteri; Characiformes; Serrasalmidae
Gene: mrps16
Product: mitochondrial ribosomal protein S16
Exons: 4
Coding region: 169-570 (133 amino acids)
Biological process (GO): mitochondrial translation
Cellular component (GO): mitochondrial small ribosomal subunit; ribosome
Molecular function (GO): structural constituent of ribosome
Source: RefSeq, a predicted model, not a curated record
UAUCCGGUGCACAGAAAAAUGGCGGCGCCCUUGUGAAAGUCGUGUUGUUGAGGUCCUGUCGGAGAAGCUGCUCAUCAUUUCGGACAAAACCGAGAAACCCGGGAGCUUCUCCUCACAAACGACCCCAGGAACUGCCCGCAGCGCGGGGGUCUCAGGGAUAGAAACACCAUGGUCCAUUUAACAUCAUUACUGCUCAAAAAAUACCACGGAGGUCAUGUGGUCAUCCGACUGGCACUUGGAGGGGCCACUAACAGACCAUUCUACCGCAUAGUGGCUGCCUACAACAAACGGGCACGUGAUGGCAAAUACAUAGAGCAGCUGGGCUCGUAUGACCCUCUUCCAAACAUCUACAACGAAAAGCUUGUCAGCUUCAACUACGACAGAAUUAAGUACUGGAUGGGUUGCGGCGCUCAUCCCACCAAACCUGUGGCCAAACUUUUAGGACUGGCAGGAUUUUUCCCCUUGCAUCCCAUGACGAUAACAGAGGCAGAGCGGCGGAAAAAAGCAGCUUUGAAAGACGAAGUUAAAGCACAGAAUGACGACCAAGAAGAAAAACAAGCAGAGCAAUAGGCUGUCUUUACUGUCAUUGCCUAAGCAGCCCCUGCUUUGGGUUAUUAUCUCAAAUGAACUGUUCUUACACUGUCAAAAUAAUGUUACCCUGUCAUGUCUUUGUACCACUCUGAAUGGUGAGUCUUCCUGAUGCCCCAGUGCUCAGGUCAGAUAUGCUGUGCAUUUAGAGCUGUUCUCUCCAAUGUGAGAAAAUAAAGAUUGUUAAUUGUUGCUACUAACUUUCCAGUGGAAGUUAAAUUUUAUUUUUUUUUGUCUUACUGUUCCACACUCUCACACUGUCACUUCACAGCGAGAAGGGCCUGGGUUCGAUUCCCAGGCUGGCGACCAGGGUUCUUUCUGUGUGGAGAACAAAUUUGUUACAUGUAAGAAGCCUCCUAAUAACUACAAUGAAUAACAAUGUUCUAACAUCAAAAGGCAUAAAUGAGCAAUAACAACAAAACCAAAAUGCUCCUAUUGGGAUCAGCAGAACUGUUUAUACCACCUGCACAUGAUGGAGAUCUGUUUUUGGCAGAUGCCCCGUUUCUGUUGCUAAUGCGCCUCCUUAAUAAAUACCCCAGUUCAGCAAGCA